UAUAUUUUUUGUAAACAGUUUUAAACAGUAAUAACGAGAGAUUUAAGAAUACAAUAUUAAUAUUAGAAUUCUAUAUGUAAUGUAAUAUAGAACACUUUUCAGUGUUCCUUAUGACCUUCAACUUUUGCUAGAACUAGGGAACUGACUUUGACAGUUAUUUCGUGACCAGUGUGACACAUGUCACCAGUUAGAAGUAAAUUAGGUUUUGGUGUUAGUGUUUAUUUUAUGAAUGCAAACAUCUUUACCACUUACAAUUUUCGCUCUUUAAUCAAUUAGAAGAUUUACAUGUGUACUUAUACUCGUAUUUUAUUACCAUGAACCGGAAUGUUAUUUAAAGAGCUGGAACUAUUAAUAUCAGAAAUCUAAUCAGAGGUUAGGUUUUGGGUUACUCUUUUAAAAUGGCAAAUACGAAAAAAAGUGAUGAUGUGGAUAUACCCAAUGAGGAAGGAAACCUUUUGCAACCACCUACAGAAAAAAGUCCUCCAACCCGAAACCCAUUGAUGAAGGUACGAACUUACGUGUUGGCACUUCGACCGUGGUCUCUCAGUGGAAGUCUGUUACCAACGCUUUUGGGUGCUGCUCUCGCGUAUCGUUUACCAGGAGAAAGCGGAUUUAAUUGGGUCACAUUACUUAUAACCCUGUGCACUGUUAUUCCCGUACAUGGCGCCGGAAAUGUCGUCAAUACCUAUUUCGAUUUUGUUAAGGGAAUAGAUAAUCGAAAAUCGGAUGACAGAACACUUGUUGAUCAUAUUUUAAGUAAAGACGAAGUCGUUUCUUUAGGAGCUAUACUGUAUAUGGCUGGUUGUGCAUUUUUUGUGCUUUUAGUGGUUCUAUCUCCUGCUCGAAUGGAACAUUUAGCUUUGGUGUACUUUGGAGGCCUAUCAUCAUCUUUUUUAUAUACUGGUGGAAUUGGUUUAAAGUACAUUGCCCUUGGUGAUAUAAUAGUGUUAGUAAUAUUUGGCCCUGUAUCUGUGGUGUUUGCUUUUCUGGCACAAACAGGAAGAGUUGAUUGGCCAAUCAUUUAUUAUGCAAUCCCUCUGGCUUUAAACACUGAAGCGAUUUUACACAGCAAUAACACAAGAGAUUUGGAAGCAGAUAGUAAAGCAGAAAUUGUUACUUUGGCCAUAUUGAUUGGUAGGACAGCAUCAUAUCUCUUAUAUGCGUUUCUACUAUUUACACCAUAUAUAAUGUUUGUUGUGGCCUCUGUCCGCUGCUCUCUAUGGUUUUUACUUCCAAUGCUUACAUUGCCUCGAGCUUUUGAAAUUGAAAGGAGAUUUAGGAAAUCGGAAACUAUGCAAUAUGUUCCAAGACAAACGGCAAGACUUAAUUUCUAUUUUGGUAUGCUCUAUGUGAUAUCUUGCUUGUUUGCUAACAAACUACCAUUUCUUUUAAGAUAAUAUUUAAAUUGUUUAAUUUGAGCAGAUGUCUGUACUUAAUGAACUUAGAGACUAUAUAUAUUGUUAGAUUUUUGAUGAGCUUUGAUAUUUUUACUUGAGGACAUCAUGUUUAGAAACUGGUGAUUGUAAUGCUCAAACCAUAAUCGGAUAUGUCUAAUCACUUAGUUUAAAGAAUAAUAUGCAAAUGGUAGGUACUGUAAGGGCAGCUAUUGUUUAUAAAUUGUUAUUAAAAUUAAAACUUAUUACAAUUGAUUUGUUCUACAUUUAAAUUUGUGAACAUAUCAUAACAGUUCAUUUCAAUGAGGCUGUAACAUGUAUUAAAUAUAUUGAACUCUCUUGAUGAAGGUUAUUGAUAACUAAUAUUAGCUCCUUGCUUUUAUACUUAUGUAAAUGUACAGAGGUUUUGUUCAUAAAUAAAAAUGUUACUUCUAGUGUUCUGUUUCGUCACAACUACCAAAACUUGGCAUGUCUUAGAUAUAUCUAUUAAAAUCUCAUAUGCUACCUCUUUGCUCUGACGGGCAACUGAAUAACAAGCUUUGGAUGUCUUUUGUAACUUGUUCUUAGAUUUUAUUUGUGUACUGUAUUCUCAUGUAUUCGAGUCAAUCAAAUUGUUAAUGUAUAUUUGACAAUAAAUAUAUUACGAACUUUAAAUAUUAAGCAGAAUAAAUAGUUGAUAAUAUUUA
Messenger RNA from Danaus plexippus (monarch butterfly), 2080 nucleotides. It is a transcript of the gene heix, whose product is annotated as ubiA prenyltransferase domain-containing protein 1 homolog. Gene Ontology annotation, cellular component: endoplasmic reticulum; Golgi membrane. The coding region runs from base 399 to 1397 and encodes 332 amino acids. The transcript has a single exon. Gene Ontology annotation, molecular function: prenyltransferase activity. NCBI's taxonomy places the organism in Eukaryota, Metazoa, Arthropoda, Insecta, Lepidoptera, Nymphalidae. Gene Ontology annotation, biological process: menaquinone biosynthetic process; vitamin K biosynthetic process. The record is from RefSeq and is a predicted model, not a curated record.